Messenger RNA from Rotaria sordida, 543 nucleotides. The record is from the annotation of a GenBank genome assembly. Lineage: Eukaryota; Metazoa; Rotifera; Eurotatoria; Philodinida; Philodinidae.
AUGUCUAUAUUACAUUCAAUAAGUAUUAAUUCUUCAUCAUCAACAGCUACAAUGACAACAUUAUCACCUACUGACCUUCCAAAUGAUUCAUCAAAUAUUCUCUAUGAAAAUCGAGAACAUUUUCAAUCCAUUUUUUCUAAUGAUUCUCGAUUUUUUGAUACGAGUCUUCAUUUAUAUAAAUCUUAUUGUACAUUAGGUUAUAUUCAAGCAGAUGAUGAAAAACCUAAAAAAUUACAUAUUCCUUUUCUACCAAUAACAUCAAAUGGAUAUAGACAUCGUUGGAAAUCACGAUUAUUAGGUUUAACUCAUAAUGAUGAUAAUUCUAAUGGAACAAUACGAGCUCUUUUAACACCAACAUUAUUAAGAAAAAAUGAUCAUUUAACUCGUAAUCGAACUGGUUCAGGUUCUAUUAAUGAUGAAACAAUAAAUCAUCAUCGAAAAUCAUCAAUGAUCGUUCAAUAUCAACCAUCGACAAUAUCAGUUGUUAAUAAUCCUAAUAAUGACACAACCGAUGAAUCUGACGUAGUUAUAACAAGAUUAUGA